This is a messenger RNA of Sebastes umbrosus (honeycomb rockfish), 5008 nucleotides long. RefSeq names its product natural resistance-associated macrophage protein 2-like. The transcript is spliced from 17 exons. Bases 244 to 1920 code for a protein of 558 amino acids. Lineage: Eukaryota; Metazoa; Chordata; Actinopteri; Perciformes; Sebastidae. The record is from RefSeq and is a predicted model, not a curated record. Gene Ontology annotation, molecular function: iron ion transmembrane transporter activity; manganese ion transmembrane transporter activity; cadmium ion transmembrane transporter activity. Gene Ontology annotation, cellular component: plasma membrane. Gene Ontology annotation, biological process: metal ion transport.
CGUAUUAGUGCGCAUGCGCAGUGAGUCUUGAACUUACAGUUGACAUGGAAAGACACGACUUCUCCUGAAUUUAGCUUGAUAACGUUUCUACUUAGCUGACUUCAACACUUACACUCAUGGUGUCCGUUUAACAGCUGCUUUAAUCGUCAAAACACAGCCUUGUUAUUUAACCCUCCCAUAAAGAAUACCCAGGGAGGCUGAUAUUCAUCCCUCUAGUUCCCAGGGAUCCCUCAGCCUGCCCUGAUGAAGGCCGAGCAAGACGGAGACCUCCUGGAAGAGGACUCCCCCCAGGAGAAUGGAGUCCAGACAAACCAGUACAGCACCAUCUCUCCUCCUGCCUCACCAGUGGCCCAGGACGAACCCUUCUCCACAUACUUUGAAGAGAAGGUGCCCAUUCCCGACAAUGUCAACCAGGUGUUCAGUUUCCGUAAACUCUGGGCCUUCACUGGACCCGGGUUUUUGAUGAGUAUUGCGUACUUGGAUCCAGGGAACAUCGAGUCUGACCUGCAGUCUGGAGCUAAAGCUGGCUUUAAGCUCCUGUGGAUUCUCCUUGGUGCCACCAUCAUCGGGCUGCUGUUGCAGAGGUUAGCUGCUCGCCUCGGUGUCGUAACUGGGAUGCACCUGGCUGAAGUCUGCAACCGCCAAUAUCCCACAGUUCCUCGGGUCAUCCUCUGGCUGAUGGUGGAGCUCGCAAUCAUUGGCUCAGACAUGCAGGAGGUCAUUGGCUGUGCCAUAGCACUCAACCUUCUCUCUGUGGGCAGGAUUCCACUGUGGGCAGGAGUCCUCAUCACCAUCACAGACACAUUUGUGUUCCUAUUUCUAGAUAAAUACGGCCUGAGGAAACUUGAAGCUUUCUUUGGCUUUCUCAUCACCGUAAUGGCUGUGAGCUUUGGUUAUGAGUACGUGCUGGUAAAACCAGAUCAAGGGGAGCUGCUGAAGGGAAUGUUCAUACCUUACUGUGCCGACUGCGGGCCGGUGCAGCUGGAGCAGGCGGUUGGAAUCGUAGGCGCCGUCAUUAUGCCCCACAACAUCUACCUGCACUCAGCGCUGGUCAAGUCUCGGGAAAUUGAUCGCAAAAAUAAGAAGGAAGUAAAGGAAGCCAACAAGUACUUCUUCAUCGAGUCAACUAUCGCUCUCUUCAUCUCCUUCCUCAUCAACGUCUUCGUCGUAGCGAUCUUUGCUCAGGCUUUCUACAAUAGAACGAAUAUUGAAAUGAAUGCAAAGUGCAAUGCAACCGGCAGCCCUCACACAGAUCUCUUCCCUCUCAACAACGACACACUGGAGGUGGACAUCUACAAAGGGGGAGUGGUCCUGGGCUGUUUCUUUGGCCCUGCAGCCCUCUACAUCUGGGCGAUCGGCAUCCUGGCUGCUGGACAGAGUUCCACCAUGACAGGCACUUACUCUGGCCAGUUUGUUAUGGAGGGUUUCCUGAACCUGCGGUGGUCCCGUUUUGCGCGGGUGCUGCUGACCCGCUCCAUCGCCAUCACGCCUACACUGCUGGUAGCCAUUUUUCAGGAUGUUGAACAUCUGACAGGGAUGAACGACUUCCUCAACGUGCUUCAAAGCAUGCAGCUUCCAUUUGCUUUGAUCCCAAUUCUGACCUUCACCAGUCUGACGUCCAUAAUGAACGACUUUGCAAACGGAAUGGUUUGGAAGAUUUCCGGAGGCAUCGUCAUCCUGGUGGUUUGUGCAAUCAACAUGUACUUCGUGGUGGUUUACGUAACGGCGCUGAACAGCGUGUUGCUCUACGUCUUCGCUGCGCUGCUCUCCGUAGCCUAUCUGUGCUUUGUAGGCUACCUGGCAUGGCACCUUUUGGUUGCUUUGGGGGUUUCCUGCCUGGACUUUGGCAGCAGGAUGUCUCGGCACACAGACAUAUACUUACUGACUGACAUGGACACUGAUAAUCUGGUUGAGAGAUGACGAGGACGACACAUUGUGAGCGGAUGUUGAAGAGUGGGACCACUGAAGCUCGGCCAGUACGUGUUCGUCUUCACCUCUAUGUGCCUAACAUGUUUUUAAAGUGUCCUUACAGCACACAGUGUGGUUCACCCACUGAUGUCUUAUCCAAUGAUGGAUGUUCUCCAUCGCGAAUGUCUAAAUAAUGUUUAUGCAAAGAAUGGUUAAUUAUGUCUGAAAGAUUUGGGUUCUUGUGACUGUGACACAGUAAACUACAUCAAGUUUUUUUGAUAAAAACAAUCACACCGCAAAGUUCAAUAUAUCAUGUUUUGCCAACUAGACACUGCAGUCAUGAAAUGAUCGCUUUCCAUUCAGAAAUCUUGUGAUUAACUCACUAUUCCACAUUGUUGAGAUGCCAAAGUCUGGAGUUCAGAGACACAGUUGGCCUCCAAUAUGGCCGCUAGGCUGCAAAUUUCAUUUAUUAUUUUUAUAUUUUCAACUUCUUUUUGGUUUAGCUGACAUGAAUAUAAAAAAAAAACAUCCAAUGAAUGCUGUAUGAUUUCUUCAUAAAAAGGAAAAGUCAAACACCAAAGCUGCGGCAUGAUGUUAAUAUUUUAUUAAAUACAGCUGCCCUUUAUUCUAUUUAACAUUCAGAUAAAAUCAUGAAGUGAUUUAAAACAUUCAUCUGGAUGUUAAUAUUAGACUAAUAAAUUGUUAUAAUUUAAUAUAUUUAAUCUAAAUAUAACACUUGAGAAAUAUAUAAGGUAUUUAUGUGUGAUUAGUCACACUUGUUCCUGUGUUUUAUAUUAUAUCAAAGAAAAUGACAGUUUUAUGUCAUGUUAUGCAUCUAUUUUAGAUGCUGGGAAUUUCCAUUCUUGGAGAUGAGGUCUGUACUUCCUUUGUAUUUCCAAGUCAUAAAAAGAAUCUGAUAAUUGUAAAUUAUUAAAUCUAAGCCACCAUGAAGGAUUUGAUUUCCUUAUUUCAGUGGUCCUUGGUGGUAGUAUCUAAAACUUUCAGCUAAAUGAUAAUACAUGUGUUCAACACAUGUAUACAUUCCCAUUUAACUAAUUUAUUAAUUUUAGGUCAUACAUUUUAUAGUAGAAGUUUAAUAUGAGUGAUCAGUGCUGAAUGCAGUACUUGGAGUCGGAUCCACUCGGUGGUUCUCAGCCUGUCACACAGGCUCUUAUUUAUCGCUUCUCUCACAUUAGAAUAUAAUAAUUUUCUAUUAUUCUAUUUGAUUUUUCUCUCCUGCAUUUCCUUCUUAGUUAAGCUUUGGCCAGUUUCUUUUAAAUGUGUUUAUUUAUGUGUAGUUUAUAUUUUUUUAUAAAUGCUACUUUAGCCUGUAUGAAGUUUUAGUGUAUUUUUAGUUUGGUUUAAAAUGUUAAGCUUCAGCUUUUUUGGGGGGAGUUGUAUCAGCCUUUUUUUUAUUAAGCCAAAUUUGUGCAGAUGUGGGAUGUGUGCGAACGUGCAUUAUGUUACAGAAAAAUCUGGUAUUUAAUUUCUGAAAUUAAUAUAAAAGAAAAAAAAGUCAUAAAUUGGCACUGUGGUGCACAGUACAGUAAAUAUGAGAAGUGAUGUGUUGUAUCGUGAGUAGCAGCACAUGUUCAUUGUAUCUCAGGGCUCUUCUAUCUUAGUGCUUUUCUAGUCUGCUGACCACUCAAAGCGCUUUACAUUCAUCCAUUCACACACAUUCAUACACUGAUGGCAAAGGGCUGCCAUGCAAGGUGCCAAUCUGCCCAUCAGGCUCUAAUCUAAAUGCUCAUUCACACACCGAUGGCACAGCCUUCAGGAGCAAUUUAGGGUUUAGUAUCUUGCUCAAUGACACUUCGACAUGUGGACUGGAGGAGCCGGGGAUCAAACGGAUCUCCUGAUUGGUGGACGACCCGCUCUACCUCUGAGCCACAGCCACCCCGAAAUAAUGCCUAACAACAAUAGAAUCUAUCAUGAACAACUUUAGAGGUCUGACUGUUCACUGCUGGUUUGGGCUGAUAAAUAAACCAAACAUUUCCGUUGACCAAAUACUGAACUGAACUUGUAUGUUAUAGUUACUGUGCAGAUGACCACAGUGCCUCCUGUAUUCACCACUGUGCCUCAUUUUGUUGGAUUUCUAGCACACCGUCCAGUCAAAAAAACGAUUACAAAGCGAUACAAGAAUCUCACAUUGUUGUAGAAACAACAAUAGAACAACACAACUACAUUGGGUAAAACAAUUAGCAUUAUUGUGAGAAUAUGUGUUGUAGGGUUGAGGUAUAGAGAGGCUGACAGUAGUGUAAUAUAUUAUCUAAUUUGUUUUCUUUUAGCCAUUGUGUUCUGCAUGUGCCAUCAUACUUUCUGAAAGACUCAUAUUUUUCUUAGGAAAUGUAUAUUUUUUCCACUGCAAGAUGCAUAAAAUGAUUAAUUUUUUAUAUGACUAGUUCGAAGUGUGAAAUGACUCGUCAUGCUAAAUUACAACCAAAUAUUUGUGCAAAAAAACAUAUAGUAAUUUUACUACAACAACCUUUUUUAAAUAAACGAGCCAGCACUUAAUUACAAAAUAAAUGGGCCAAGGUGUAAUUGAAAGCGUAAAAGUUGACAGUGAAAGCUGUAUAAUAAAAUAUUUUUACAUUUUGGAGGACCAUUGAUGGGUUCACAGCAGAAAGUUAAUGCUUAGCAGUUAACAAAUGAUGGUGGGAGGACUCAACAUUCACUGAUCAUAUCUCAAUGCAGGAAUGCAGCCGUACUUCUCCAUAUGACCUUCUGGCUGUGUUAUAAACUAGCUUCUGGUGAAAUGUUUUAAAAACAUGGUAAUGUCCUGCAUCAUUUGUUGCAUCGUAAAGUAUUGUAAAGUGUCUGAAUAUGGGAACACCUGUUGGGAUUGAGACAAUUUUCUGGUUCCAUUGCCAGACAGGAAAUUGGUACUGUACUGUAUUGUAAAUUAUUAAUAAAUAUGUCAUUUCUGAUUUGAUUCAAUCGUACACUCUGAUACAGUAUUGAGACCCUACUAAAAGGGUGGUUUUCUGAUUUUCUUUUGUCACCAGAUCUGUUGUUUUAAAUGAAUUGCCAUCUCUGUUAUAUGUUUGAAUAUUGUUUUUUUUUUCUUGUUGAAUAAAAAAAGUACAAAUACCUUAUAAAU